Diaporthe amygdali is the source of this 627-nucleotide messenger RNA. RefSeq lists its product as uncharacterized. The record is from RefSeq and is a predicted model, not a curated record. The transcript has 2 exons. Gene Ontology annotation, molecular function: translation release factor activity. NCBI's taxonomy places the organism in Eukaryota, Fungi, Ascomycota, Sordariomycetes, Diaporthales, Diaporthaceae. Bases 1 to 627 code for a protein of 208 amino acids. Gene Ontology annotation, cellular component: mitochondrion. Gene Ontology annotation, biological process: translational termination.
AUGUGGUGGUUGAAGCCUCUCGCCCCUGCUGGCUUUGCACGUACCAGCCAUGGCCUCCUGAGGCGCACGAUCGCGGGGAGCAACUGCAGUAGUAGCAGUAGCAGUAGCAGUAGCACCAGCGUAUUCACUGCAGCAGCUCCCUUCUCGACGACAUCCAGCGACCACAAGGGCGCAACCCGGUACCCACCGCGGCCCAAGCCACCGCCAGACCACGAGUUCACAGAGGUCUACCUAAAGGGAAGCGGCCCAGGCGGCCAGAAGAUCAACAAGACCAACUCGGCCGUCCAGCUCAAGCACAUCCCCACCGGCAUAGUGGUCAAGUGCCAGGACACGCGCUCGCGCGAGCAGAACCGCAAGCUGGCCCGCGAGCACCUGGCCGAGAAGAUCGACGACCUGCUCAACGGCGACCAGAGCCGCUCCGCCGUCGUCGCCAGGCUCAAGGCCCGCAAGAAGUCCAGCGCCGCCAAGAAGAGCAGGAGGAAGCAUCGUGAUUCUGCCGAAGAGAAGCAGCAGGGGGAGCACGACGAGGACGAUGAGGCUCCUCUAGGCUCGGGAGAGGCCGAUGAGGCGGCCCAGCAUGAUGAUACCCCGCGACGAACUGUCAAGGUCCAGGAGAUAAGGGUCUGA